AUGACACUGUGGAGUUUAAUAGCAGGAUGGCGAGUGAAUUUGGCGUGUUUCAUUUUGAAUUGGGUAGAGAACCAUUUGGAUACGACAAAGUGCUGGUAUCCGAAGUUGUUGAUUCUGCAUUUGGAUGAGACCAAGGAGUGGUUCGUAGACUGUCAGAAGUUGAUCGCUGUUGGUGAGUGGAUCAGAGAGGGCGCUUUAACCAAUAUCGUUGCACUUCUUUGCGAGGGCCGAACACAAGAUCCAGACACACCGCAGUAUUUGAGAAUGGUUGAUGAUGCGGUCAGGAAAAUGAUCGGUGAAUCGUGCUUAAACGCUCAUCAGCUGGUUGUGUCUUACGAGAAUCUGGACGAAUUGAACGAAACCGCAAGUGCUGUGAUACAGUGCUCUGGUCUGGGCAUUCUCAACCCGAAUACCGUCAUCCUCGACUUUCCAAAAUGUGGCAAAGCAACUAAUUUCAUAAAUCCAGGCCAGGGUGAGCUGUGGAGUUGUAUAGCGUCAACAAUCGAUAAAUAUUUAAUUGUUUGCAAAGGGGAUCUUUGGAAGCCGGUUCCAUCCUCUUUGACGGUGAUUUGUCUUUCAUCAACAAUGGAUCUGUGGUGGAUCGUUGAAGAUGAUGAUCUGAUAUUGUCAUUCGUUUAUUUGAUAAGUCGCAGUAAUCGAUGGACAUUCACACAAUUACGAAUAUUCGCACUUUUGAAAGACAACGAAUUGGAAUUAGUAAAGGAGAAUAUCGAACACAGAAUUCGUGAUGUGAGACUUCGAGUGGGUCGCGUAGAAUUCAAAUCGUUACCUGCUGACGAUCUGAAUGCCUACGGAAGUGCCAAACCAAAAGAUAUGACUAAUUCAAAACGUUCUCCGAAAUCAUCAUGUGUCACAUCUGAACAUAAUAAGCAUAAAAUACCUCUGGCAGAUACAACGAUAAAUCCAAGCGUAAAUAAUCUAAUUCGAUCGAUAUCAUCGAAUGCUGAUUUGGUGUUGGUGAAUUUACCGAGGGCACGACAAGAGGCAACAACCGCAUCCAGAUUAUUGCUGUCGCUGGACGUGAUCGGAGAUCAUUUGCCGAGACUGAUCGCCUUUAGAGCACCAAUCAAGAUCACGUUCUAA
Messenger RNA from Anisakis simplex (herring worm), 1104 nucleotides. The record is from the annotation of a GenBank genome assembly. NCBI's taxonomy places the organism in Eukaryota, Metazoa, Nematoda, Chromadorea, Rhabditida, Anisakidae.